CAGUGUCGGGCGCAGACCUUACGAAGCGAGGCGCCAUUUUGCGCUGCUGCUGCUACUGCCGCUGCCGCCGCCUCCGCCGCCACAAGAGGGUAGCUGGUUGACUGAGGAGGCAGCCUCAGGAGAAGGUCGCGGCGCUCAAGCGCUCCUCGCCCGGGUUCCCGCUCGUUUCAUCCGCCUGCCGGGUUGGGAGGAAAGCGCCGCCAUGAGUGACGUGGAGGAGAACAACUUCGAGGGGAGGGUGAGUAGUGAGCGCUUCUCUGUCCAGGCCGAGGUGUCGGAGGCCUGGCCUGGCCCCGAGGGCACGAAGUCGCUCGAGACGCGGGGGAAACGGAGCCUCCCAGCCGGGCGCGGAGCGGGGCGGAGCCACCCGGAGGAGAGCGCCGUUGUUUCUCCAAAAUGGUUUCCUUCGCCUGAGGUGGGGGCCGCGCUGACGCCCGCGGGGGCCGCUUUCGCGGUUUCUGUUCCGGGCCUGGCUUUCCCGCCCUCCCAUUUUUGAACCGGGAUCUUUAGUCUUAAAAAACAAAACAAAACCCCAAAAAACAUGAUCCUGGGAUUCCGGUUGUUACGCUCUCUCCUGAUUCCUAGCCCACCCCCUUCCCAGUUUCCAGUUCUGAGCUCUGCUGUUAUCGCUAGAACCCGAUGAAUCUCUCUAUAUAUAAUUUUUAAAACUGCAAAACCAGCCCCGUUUUCUUCCUUUCCAAGGCCCCGACCGCCAAAUCCUGAGCGAAGUUAGGAUUUGUUUGGUAGGAAGGGAUCUCAACGCCUCGUGUAGAUCAGGAAAUCCGGCGCGUGCGGACCGAGGCGAUCUUCUUUCUUAGGCAGAAAAGGCUGUUUUCCCUCCGGCUCAAUUUUUUCAGACCGAAGACCCAGCUUUAGCCCACACAUGCAAUUGGGGACCUACUUCUUAAUUAUUUUUUUACUGAUACAUUCCUAUGACGGUGGUUUUGUAGCGACCCAGCUUUAGGUCAGGGUUCCUACUCUGCGGUUGAAGGUCAGCGUCCUCCUAGGCAGCCUUCUUGUAUCUCCAGUACGACUUCUAGUUUAAACAAGAAAAGCCAGAAUCAAUUUUUUGUUGUGUCUGGGGUGGCGGCAGACAUUUUGCUCUGUUUAGGUUUGUUGUUAGUAACUCAACGGUUUGAUCCAAAGCCCGCGCCUGUGCUUCACCCGCGCUGUUUUGUUAUUUAUUAUUGUUAUAUAUGUUGUAGGAAAUCAUUCGAUUGACCCCUCGGAAGCUUUCUGAAGGAGAGGUGUGAAUCCUCUCUCAAAUGAAUUGGAGGCAUUAUUUAGUAAUGGCAUUGAGAUUCAUGCCUGGGGAAAGUGCAUUAUCUUAGCUUGAUUUAUCAGGGUGUUUUAUACUAGUGUUUAUCUACCACUAUACAGCAGCUUGAGAGACUCCCUUCCUUUCCCCUGCCCUCCAAUAUAAAGAAGUAUGAGGGAAUGAUUCUGAAAUACGUGUCUUUGGCACAGCUUGCAACUCACAAUUUCCCAUAUAAAUCCGAAAAGUAGCAAUAGGGAGGUUUGGGUGAGUGUUGUAAGUCGAACAAUUCCAGCCAUUCUUGGGUGGAAUACAUUUAUUUGACCCUUGGCAAUUAUGAUCAGACUGGGCUGGAUGUGGGACUGGAACAGCAUUAGUUACACUUGGUGAAUGAUCUAUACUUGGAGGUGAACAGGGAGAAACUUUUUUUGGACCUCUCAGCACCUUUUAGGUCAUUCCAUUCUUCAAUUCCAGUUUGAACUUCUAGACAGAAUGUCUGGGCUGUUGGUCAGAAUGAUUCCAUGUUGUUUUUUAAAUUGGCUACAUUCAGCAUAAGGAUAUUUGGAAGACUCGCUUAGUGCUGUGGGAAUAGGGCCUGCCAUAUCAAUAUGCUGAUCACAUCCAUCUCUAUUCUCUUAUGUAAGCAUCCAGGAGUGACUGUCAGUGUUGAACCAAUGUAUGGUGGCUAAGACAAAACAAAAUGAAAUUAGGCCAAAGAAGACAUGGGAUCACCCACUACCACCACCUAAGUCUUUGGCAGGGAGGGGGUAGUAAAGUAGCUGGACGCAGAUUCACUGCACGACUAACUGCAGUACUGUACUGUCUACUAUGCUAUAUUUAACACAUGCACGCAUGCGUGCAUACAACAUGUCUUAACAGGAAAAGCACACUAUUUGUUUCCAUAUCCAUUUUUUACCAUAGAGAGAAUGCUUUGUUUAUGGAUAAGUAGGUAGUGAUGGUCCAGGAACACUUUUUACCAGCUCCACUUCUCCACUGCUCUGUUUUUAAAAGCAGGGAUGUCCACUUUUAGCCUGUAAACUUCUGUGCCCAAUUCAGAGUUCCUGUGCUUGCCUUAUAAAUCUUUCAUGGUCUAGACCACCCUAUCUAGAACCAUUUAUAUCUAUAUGCAGGGCUAGCCUAAUAUAUUUUGGCACCAGAGGUAGAUCCCCACCAGGGAAGAAGGGGUGAGGGAAAAUCUACAUCAGAAACAAGGUGAAGAGAGAUUGACAUGGGGAUCUGCUACCCCAGUGAAGCUUGCCACAUGAGGCAGUCAUUUCAUCUUGCCUCGGGUGGGCCAGCCUUGUCUAUAUGUACCCUAAUUCCAGCUGUGGUGAUUUGAUCAAAGCAUUCUGCGUAUUCCCUCAUUAUAUGAAGUGAAAAGUUGCCAGCUAGCACUGGAGCUUUCACAUUAACUGGCCUGGAGCUCUAAAACCUGAGCGGUAGUAUUUAAUGCUGAUUGAACAUUCCAAGAAAACACCUUGCAUUCUUUGUGCAUUCAAAUUUAGAUUUGAAUGUGCACAAAAUAAAAUAACAUGUUUAACCUGUGAUGAUGAGUGUGUGUUAAAUAUAUAGAGCCACAUAGUUCUGUAGAAAGUUAGCAGGGCAGAGUAUCUGUGUUCAACUAGUUCACUACACUUAGAACAGAUCUGCACAAUUCAAUGCAAACUGCUGCAUCAAAAGUGGUGUUCUAUUACAGAAUGCUUUGUAGUCAUUUGUAGAGUGUAUCUGUUUGGUUUUCAGUGCUUUGGUGCUCAGUACUGAUAAUGGGUUUGAUGAUAAACACUUGGUGCUCAAAAGAAAAUUUUAAAUAGCUUGUAAAUGAGCCUACAAAUACUUUGCUAUACCUGUGUUGGUUCUUCUUCUUCUUCUUCUUCUUCUUCUUCUUCUUCUUAGCUUAACUCAUUCCUUGCCUGCCUUCCUGGAGCCAGUUUUAUCAUUCUAUAUCUAUAUUAGAGUUGGGGCUUGGCUUAGGGCAAUUUUGUAUGUUAAAUGCCCUAGUUCUGUACCAGAGCAUGCUUGCUCUUAUAUUAGUAGUUUUUGUAGGAAAAGGCAGAUGACUGAAUACAUUUGAGAAAGAUAACUCAUUGGGCUAGUGUUUCUCAGAGACAGCCAAAACAAAAAACAAAACAAAAAAUAUGCCAACCUGACAAUUACUUGAAGGCUUCAGUUGUAGAAGUGCAUUUUGAAGCAGGACUAAACACUACUACUGUUUCCAAUAAAUAUUUGACAACUUGAGAGGUUCAAAGUUAAUUCUAUAUUUUCUUAAUCCUAAAUAGUUGCAUAAAGUAUUGGGAAAUUGCAGGUGAUUGGAUGUUUGAUCCUUGGGGAUUUAACAAAAUAUUGGUAGUCCUAUGGUUGGACCAUACCUAAAAAACAUAGAUGCAGACUUCUAAUAAUUUUUUUAAGGAUUUUUGUCAGGCUGUAUGUUGGAUCUGUAUUAUAAUUGCCUAUGUUUAUUGUAGUGUUCAAAAACACUGCCAUGUAAUGUCUGAACCCCUUUUAGAUUCUAACAUGGGAGCCGGUCUAGCAACCACACUCUUGGGCCUUGGAGGGCUGUUACCCUAAUCCUAGAAGUUUAGGCCUUUGCUCCGAUUAUUUAGUAAUGAAGGCAGUGCCCUCCUUUAUUGUUUCUAAACAUUUCAGGGCUAAACAUGAAUGCUUAGAAGAAAUUCUAGGGCUGAGUUCUCAGCUUUGGAUGAAAUUUAAGGGAACUAUAUUUCUAACCUGCACUGGUGUGUUUAUCCUGUCCAUGCUUUUAACAUAACAAAGGCAAACAAUUCAAGUGUUAGCUAUGUUACAUUGGUGCUACUUCCAGUUAUGCCUUUGAGCUAUUGGGUUCUAAACAUACAUUCAGAAAUGGACUCAGAAUGUGUGUUCCAUGUUGGAAUGUUGAUGUAAAGCAGCAGUGGGGAAUCUUGGGCCCUGGGGGCCAAAUCUGGCCCUCCAAACCUCUCUGUUUGACCUCUAAGAUUCACUUCCAGGCCUCACUCCUCAUCAUUUCUGCUUUUCACUAUCCUUGAGUGUUUUUGCCUGCCUAAAAUUUGUCCUUGAGCUUUGAUAAUCCUUUUGCUAGUCUGGAUGGAAGAUAGAGAGGGUUGUCUGAGAGAGUGUGUGGAAACUAUCCCAGCAUGUGGUCCUUUGAAGUCUUCGCUUUCAGUGCAGGGCCAUGGCGAGCAGCCCAUAGGGCAAGCUGAUGGGCAAUCAGCUGUCCUCCAAGCCAGGUUCAGCACAGCUGCUUACAGUAGGAACCCCAGCCUGGCCUCAGAGAGGCGAAAAAAUGUCUCCACAAAAGAUACAGAGUUGUCUUCUGCACUAUAAAAACAGCAUGGUAUAUUGGUUCCCCAAGGACCAGAGCAGAUACCAUGCUGUUUUUAUAGUUGCUAGGCUGCUCUAGCUCUUUCAUGAAUUCGCCUGAUCUCCUUUCAUGAAUUCGCCUGAUCUCCUUUUCUAUAGCUUAAGGCAGUGUUUUUCAACCUUUUUUGGGCAAAGGCACACUUGUUUCAUGAAAAAAAUCACGAGGCACACCACCAUUAGAAAAUGUUAAAAAAUUUAACUCUGUGCCUAUAUCGACUAUAUAUAAAGUAAUUCUCUUGAAUAGGAAUCAAAUAAACACAAAGAAGCAUGGUUUAACAUUCAAGCAUGGUUUAAUAUUUUUUUCUUUAAUGGCAAACAAAAACGUUGCGGACCGUUCUCUGCUCAGCGGGGAUCGAUCCGCUAAUCCCCGCUGAGCUGGCGGAUGACAGCUCCGUCUCCGCACUGUGUGCGGAGAGGGAGAUGUCAGAGCCCCGCUGCUCUCUAUGGGGAAUCGGAUGAGAGCGGACCGCCUGUCUGCUCUCAUCCGAUCCCAUCCGAUCUGAUCCCCACCCAGGACGGAUGGAAAAUAGGGUGGACACAGUCCGGCGCCCGCCUAGUGGGCGAAAAAUUGACAUUUUUUUUUAAAAAAAAUCUUUCGAAUUUUUCCCACGGCACACCAGGCAACAUCUCGCGGCACACUAGUGUGCCGCGGAACAGUGGUUGAAAAACACUGGCUUAAGGCAGGUUUGGCCAACUCCCAAGAGACUGCGAUCUAUUCCCAGUAUAAAAAAACUGGCAGUGAUCUACCCAUUGUCAUUGAAGGGAGGAGCGUGCGUGGGGUGGGUGGAUUGCCCAGAAUUUUUUUUUAGGAGAGAAGUGCCCAGAGUUGUUGAGGUUUUUUUGGGGAAGAUUGCACAGAGUUUUUUUAGCUUUCCCCCAAUAACUUUUUGUACACGAUGAGGAUCCCGUGAUCUACCACUGGUUGGACAUCCUUGACUUAAGGCAUUGGGUCUGAGUGAUCUGUAGUUAGUACAAACUUGGGAGUGCUCUCAACUCUAGGGAACAUGGGGUUCCUGAAUUGGUGCUCAUUGAGGAUCCUGGAAGUACUUUCUGUGCAGACAGAAUUGCCUGUGAACCAGAUCAUUGCCCUUCUUCACCGAGUGCCCCCUGCGCAUACUGGUUUUAUUUGGAGUUGAUGGUAUCUUAAUUAGCUUUAUUGAGCUUUUAUUGCUAGCUGUAAAACUUCUAUUUCUAUAGCACUCUGGUGUAGAACUGCUUUACAAUGCCAGUUCUAUUCAUCUUCUCUUAUUCAACCUCUCAACAACCUUGUUAGGUUGAAUGAUGGUGAGCACAGAAAUUAUGUGGCUCAUUAGGAAUUUGGACCUAGGUCUUGGACUUCCCAGGGCAUAGCAACCCCCCCCUCCCUACAGUAGGGUUUAGACUGGUAAAAAGAUACCCCUGUUGUCAUGAGGGGAAAUGUAAUUGAAGAUGAUUUUUUUCAAUUGAUCACACCUUUUAAUUGAUUUAAUCUUGCAACUCUUUAGGCCCAUUUUAAAGUGCUUGAGAAACUUUAUUGUCCUGUCUUGUUGAAGGUAUCAGCAAAAUAAAAUUAACUAUUUUUAGAUUCUUAUUUGUAUACAUUUAUCAAUGUUAUAUAACAGUAUCAUUGUAUUUGAAAGGGCUCAUUUGACAAAUCCUUUUAAAAAAUAGUUUAUUUUAUUAUUUAUUUAUUAAAUUUGUAUUCUGCCCUUCAUCCAAAUAUCUCUGGGUGGUUCAUAUAUCCCACGCAUCAUAUAAUACAGAACUUAGUUGUUUAUCUACAAUAUCAGUGGUACCUUCCAUUCCGCUUUGUUUAUGGCAGUCUUCAAAGUUGAAUGGUUGUUUCUCACAAGACUCUUAAGGCUGCACACUCAGGAGUAAGUCUUACUGAAUUUGGUGGUACUUGCUUCUGUGUCAAUAUGUAUAGCAUUGUCCUGUAGAUUUGUUUAUAUUGGGUCCCAAACCAUCCCAGUCAUCCCAUCUAUUUACAUUUUGAAUAUUAAGAGUCACAAAUUUUGGUGGACCUAGUGAUUAUUUGUGGUUUUCCUGACCUCUUGUCUGAGUCCUCUGCACAGAGAGCUCUGGGAAAGAGUCUCAAGUUGUGAUUGGAUUGGGCAAGUAGCUGCCAGGAAGAGAUCCAUGGUUGCAGAUGACGAAAUGACCACCUCAGGAUUCAGUCACGGCUCCCCUAUGGUUGGGUGUAAGUUAAACAUGUGAAUAAAUGCUAGUCUAAAGGGUUGAUACCUUUGAUUCUGCUCAGAAAGUUUGUCCUGCAUUCUUGACACUUUUACGUUAUGAACAUAGUUAUCUGAAAGCAAGAGAAAGAAAGCUAAAUCAACAGUAGUUGGGAUCUGACUAUUAAGUCUUCUCUUAGCACCUUAAUUUAGGCUGUUAUCCUUUACUCAUUUACCUGUGGAUAAUUCCUAUUGAAUUACUACUCCAUGGAGCUUACUUUUGAGUAGGCAUGCCUAAGAUUGCCUUGCCAGUGUGAAACAAUUUCAUAUAUGAAAAAAAUUAUUAUGAGUUAUAUUUUUGCAGCCACCUUGUGAGAGUGUUAACCUGGCACUGCACAGUAUACUCCUUCUUUACUAAUUGAUUCUUGUGGAAGUUUGCUGAUGGGAAGUUUGGGUUAGAAACUUAGUCAAUGAAGUGGGCUUUUUUAUUUUUUAUAUGGGCAAGCAUGAAAAGUGAGGCACCCUGCCCCACUUUCAUAUUUAAUAUUUUCUUUGGUUAAGCAUUUUUCCACCAUCAAUUUCCCUGUCUUUCUUACCCAUUCCUCCUAAUUUUUUUUUUUUUUUUUAAAGAACAUUGUCUUGUUUUGACAAUUAGACACAGCUCCACAAUAUGGUAUUUUGGUCAACUCGGGGAAAGUAAUGGUGCUAUUAAAAUGUGCAUGUUUAGACUACCACGAGUAUGCAGAUUCCCUUCUGAAAAAUUCACUACUUCACUCUUCAAUAUGACUUAAGUAUGGGAAAACAGGUCUGAAAUGAAAUGAUAAAAUGGCAUCUUUAAUGAGAAACAAAACAGUAAGAACUAUAAGACAAAAUGACAUUUGGCAAAAUAAAUGCAGUAAGCAGUUUUCAUUGGCUAAAAAGGGAAUAAGCUGGACAGAGCAGUACAGAUUGCUGUGCAAAUGAGAAAAGGAGGGCACAGUUUUGAUGUAUCUUAAUGUAAUGUUCAUGAGACAUACAAUGAAGAUUCAAAUUCAAAUAUGCAAUAUCUUUCCAUAAAAUUCUUGAUCUGUUCUUUUAGUUUCCCUGUUUGCCCAAUCACCUCAUUUGAGAGUGCUUAUUCAAAUAUCUUAUUUUCCUGUAUUGCUGUGUGAUUCAUCUGUUGUUCUGACAAGGAAUACAGAAUAACAGUCCCAGUUCUAUAGGUAACUUCACAUGGCAGCCACUACCGAAGUUGAUUUAAGUUGUUACUGAAGAAGAGCCUUAAAUUGGCUUCGUUUCUUCCCUACUAUGCACAUAUUUUGUAGGUUUUGGAUAGAAUGGUUAGGUUUAGGAAAAAAAGUAUUUUGGAAUAUUCAGAUCAUUGGCACAUCUGUGGCCUGAAUCCCAAGAACUGCAGCUAGUUGGACUUGGUACUUGUCUGUCAUGAACAACUGCUCCCCAAGCUGCAUGUUAAACUUCUUGAAGCUGGGAGUUUAAAAGUUUGUGAUGCGGCCUGGGGUGAUGGGGAGCUGGGCAUUAUAUUAGGCAUGUCUAACUCCCUGUUUGCAUCUAGUGUAGCUCUUUGAAAUCUGGCCUGUAAGUUUUGUUUGACAUUUUUAACUUCAGACAAUCCUAGUAUUUAAGGUAACACUGAAGUCUGUGUGUAUCAUAUGGAAGUUAGAAAAGAAGCAGAAUAGAUUUAGAACUUUUGGGAAAUGUUGCAAGGAAAUCAGUGGACUCAUUUUUAGAGCCUAUAUGAUUACACCAGUUAAAAGAUUUUUUUUUGAAAAAAUGCUUUUAUAAAUUAGUUAUUUGCACUUUACCUGCUGGCUAUUCAAUUUUGGUAGAUAAAAGUCUGAAACUCCAGCAGAGUUUUAUAAUCCCCACAUGCUUAAAUAUACUAAAUGUUCUUUUUCCAUUAAGGUUAAUGUUCGUGAAGAAAUGGAAGAGUUUUUUCCAAGAAUGUGGAAGAUAAAUCAAGAUAAAAGAAGGCUAAUGAAAAGUGUUAAAGAUCAGAAAAUUAAAAUUGAAUGGGGGAAAAAAUUGAACAGAAGAUUGGUCAGAUAGAAGCACUUGAAUAUUUUUAAGGCUAUAAUGAAUUGUUUGAAUUGGGGAAGAAUACACGAAGUAUGAAAAAUGAAAAACUCAAUGAAGAAUGAAGAAAAGUAGAAAGCAAGAGUGAAGUAGAAUUAAAAGAAUCUGGAAGAAUGAAUGGGUCCUAGGUUAAGUAAAUGUAUGGUUUAUGUUCCAGUGUCUGUAUGAUCAAGUUGUAGAUGAAUUUGCAUGAUUACUUAGUUAAUAGAGCAUUGGUCAUCCGGUUCAAGUAGGGAACUAUUUGAGGAAAUCGCGCAAAGUUAACAGUGGGUUAAACAGAAGUUUGUCCUGGAGGGUAUUGCCUAACCACUUGUUUUUCAGGCACAAUCAAUAAAAUAUAGUUACUUUAAUAUAAGAAGGUAGGCAUUUGUGCAACCACUACCAUUUGUAAUACUGCUUUUUUUGUUAGGAGUCGCGCUCCCAGUCAAAAUCUCCAGCUGGGAGUCCUGCUCGUGUAAAAUCUGAGAGCAGGUCAGGAUCGCGUAGCCCAUCAAGAGCUUCUAAACAUUCUGAGUCACGCUCUCGAUCAAGAUCAAAAUCCAGGUAUGUGUCUGCUGUUAUACAUUCUGUCUUUGCAUAAAACUUACUUAUUUGGGGCCUUCAAGGUAUUGAGGGUUUUCAUGGAAGAGAUUUUGAGUUGUACUUUUUAAGAAUAUUUUAUAUGGAUUAUUUUAAAACGUCAGACCUUGUUCUUUAGCAAGGUUGAACUGCUUCUCAGAGUAGCAUAGAAUUAUAGGAAGCUCCCUUAUACAGUAGACCACUUGUCCAUCUCACUCAAUACUGUGUACACUCGCUGCUUGUCACUACCCAGAGCUUCAGACAGCCCUAUCGGGAGAUGCUGGGGUUUGAAACUGAACCUUUGGCAUGUGAAGCUUUUCCUGUGCCAUGCAGCUACAACCCUUCUCCACAGUGAGGUUGUUGUACCUCCUCAUGGCCUAGUUGCAGCACCAACUACACUAUGGAAGUGCUCUGAAAAUUUUCCACCAUGGAAGUGCUCUGAAAAUUACCCUGAUAGCUAUAUGAGAUAUGAAAAUUUUCCUUUCUGAUGUCACAAGGCUUUGUGCCUCUAACUGGAGAACAGUUUGUAGAUUACCAUCACAUAAGACAAAACAUAAGACAAAUCAGAUCCUAAAAUGUAAGAAAAGCUAUCUCCUUUCUGUCCCCAGUGAUAGUGAAGCUUCCAUAAACCGGCAUUCCAUACAAUGGCUUGAUUUUCACACAACAAUAAAUCACCUAAGAAAUAAACCAUGGCAUCCUGUGAAUGAGAAACAUGUGCGCACACUGCACAACCACUCCUGCUUUGCUUCAUUCUGCCUGGAACCAAGAGAAACAAAUCACAAGGCUGGUUUUGUUCUCCUUUAGCUUCUACUCAUGAUUUAACUUGGUUCCACGGCAGACCAAGGAAAACAGGAGUGAUUGAGAAACAUGUGACUUACCAUGACAUGUGAACCAGUUCUUUGUGAUGUUUUAUAUGUUCUGUGGUGAACUGCUACCUUACGAAAUUGUUGUAUUGAAACACAAUUACAUGGCUAGCAAUUACUCAAGAAAUUACCUGCACAAGUAGUUAAGAAAUUCAAAUUGUAAUACAAUAAAAUGCAAUGAAAGAAAUGAAGCAGUCAGUACAGUUAAAUCAAGACCCUAAGCAAUUUUCAUGUGGUCCUUGUGGGGGGAAGUUUGGGAGCCCCUGGAACAGAUAAAUGUUGAAAAUAUUAUUUACAUUUUACAAAAUGUUUAUUUUAAAUUACUUGAUAUUUUAAAACUGUGCCAGAAACUUACUUUGAUAUGCUUUCAGGAGCAUAUAUAUAUAAAAAAAAUGCAUGAAUUUAUGAAAACUUCAAUAUUUCUAUGGUGCUUCACAGAUGUUUUCAUAUAACAAAUAAAAUGUAUCAUUUGAAGGUCCAGGUCAAGAAGGCAUUCUCACAGGCGUUACACUCGCUCUAGAUCCCAUUCUCAUAGAAGGCGAUCACGAAGCAGAUCCUACACUCCAGAGUACCGGCGUCGAAGGAGCCGCAGUCACUCUCCAAUGUCUAACCGAAGAAGGCACACUGGCAGCAGAGUAUGUAGUGUAAGCUUGUAGGGAAAUUAUUUUAAAUCUCACUAUGAAUAUAUGUAUAAGAAAAGCUAAUCCAUUUAACUAAUUUAUUUUUGUUGAUUAGGCAUAACAUCCACAGCUUGCAGGUUUCUGCGGUCAAGAAUAAGAGGAGCCUUGGCAUUUUCUGCUUGUCAGGUCUAUUAGCGUUUACCCUAGCAACCAGCAGUAUGAAUACCCCACAGUACUUUCCCAAACAAGGAAGUGUAGGGGAGAGGAGCACCCUGAUUUUCUCUUAAGGGGCGGGGGGUGCUGGUGGUGGAAAGAACUGGUGGCUUUAUGGGAGGAGGCCCCCCCCCCCAACCAAACCCGAGAGGUGUGUAGUUCUUUACAAGAACAGACAAUUUUGAAAUCUAAUAGCUUUCAAAAGAUUUACAGUUGGGCAUGGGAAAUGAGAUUUAAAUCCUUGCUGGUAUGAAGAUAUUUGGGUAGACUAGAUCAGCUGUCCCCAGCAUGGUGUCUUACAGAUGUUUUGGACUACAACUCCUAUCAGCCCCCACCAGCAGGAAUCACAAAUACAAUUUCUUCAGAAAUUUUGCAUCUAUCCUGUGCCAGUUUAGGGAAAGUUAUAUGUCAGAGGCAUAUCAUGAUCAACAGUUGAUUGACUUCAAGUGGUCAGGCAAUCUCAGUGGUUAUUUUUGGUCCCGCCUUCCCUUUUGAAAUUGAGGUUUGGUGGUAGCAGCUGAAAUUGGCAAAACCCCUCUGAUAAUUAUGGGCAUAGGACUCUGUCUUUGCCUCUAUUCUGGUUUUGCUAUGCCGCAUCCCUUGUGGUAGGCUGGCAGGAUACUCUGAGUUAUUAAAAUUUACAUUAAAAUUAUUUAUGUAAAUAUUGAGGCAUUAUGGGAUGCAGGAGUCUUUGUAACUCACUCCCAUUCCAAGCCACCAUUUUGCCUGCUGGCUCUGGCAAAAAAAAAUAAAAAAAUCCUGCAAGCCAAAAGACAGGUGUUUCUAUAUUUGCUAUACUGUAUAUAGAAAUGAUUAUACAUUUUAAAAUUAUGAAAUUACAACAUCUUAAGGCUCCAUUUGUUAAACUGAUCUGAUUUUAGGAGUGGGAAAGGAACUUGAGAUCCUUUCUACUCUCCUUGGAGAGUUUUGGAGCAUAUGUGCGGGUGGUACAAAGCAGGUAGGUUUCCAUUGUAUGGCUGAUUAAAUGUUCCCUCUUUUGCAAUAAGACACUGAGGAAAUUAACAAGACCUGUUUGGCUGCUUCAAGGAAGUUGUUCUUGAACAGAAAGGAGAAUUGCAGGCAAAUGUCUGAAACAUGAAACCAGAAUGCUAUAUCAUUCCAUCUGCCCAUCACUAGAUGGUAAAUACAUUUUUUAAGCUGUAAAAGACUAAACCAUCAUGACACGAACAGAAUGCAGCAUUUUGGUCAGAUUUCAAAGACGUAAUUCUCUUGUUUGCAGCAAACAUGCCCUUUGCAUGUUGUGGGCUGCAGUUUCUAUCAUCCCUAAGCUUUGGUCAUGCCGACUGGGGCUGAUAGAAGUUGUAAGUUCAAAACAUCUGGAGAACCCCAUGUUGGCUACCCCUGCAAUAUAAUCUUGUAGCCCAAAACAUCUGGAGUGCACCAUGUUGGCUACCCCUGCAUCUUGCCAUAACUGCAUUAGAAACCCUCUAGCCAGUAUAUUGUCAAACCUCUGUAGGAUUAGCUGCUCUGUAGUAAGUCCAGCCAGUUUGCUGUACUCUCUCUGCAGCCAAUCUGCCCCUCCCCCUAGUCAGCAUAAUGAAGCGAGACCUUCUGAAUCCUCUUUCAUUAUGAGAAUUGGAUCCAGUGGUGGAGUAGGCAUAAUAGAUCUUCCUUUCCCUUCUUGUGUUACUCAGAAUGCGCAGUUAUCUAAAAUACCUUGCUGCCUAUGUCAGUGAAAGAAUGAGUGAGUGUGCAACUGGCACUGUUCUAGACAUGCUUUGAUACUUGAAUUUGGUUCAUUUUUUAGGCUAAUCCAGAUCCUAAUACAUGCCUUGGCGUGUUUGGCCUCAGUUUGUAUACUACUGAGAGGGAUCUUCGUGAAGUCUUCUCUCGUUACGGACCUUUGAGCGGUGUCAAUGUGGUUUAUGAUCAACGAACUGGACGAUCAAGAGGAUUUGCUUUUGUUUACUUUGAAAGAAUAGAUGAUUCUAAAGAGGUAAAUUUAUUAAGUUGGGAAGGUUGCAAAGUUUACCAGUGAUUAUGAGGCUGUAGAGGUUUCCCCACAGAGUUGAGAUUCCCUGGAGACUUCCAGGUCAUUUGAGAGGCCUGGAGGAGUCACACAAGGCUUGGGGCCAAGGCAGAACAUAAGAAUAUAAUGAAAGGCAAAUUCAGCACUCUCUCUCUCUAUCUAUCUCUCUAUCUCUCUCUCUCUUAAAAAAGUUGUAAUAGUACUGUAUAAAUCUGUGAAUCAGCCACAGUUGUCCAGUGCAGACCUACCUCCUGAUUGCUAAUAAUAAUCAAGACUAAGUGAAGACUGUGAGAGUGUACACUCUGUGCCCACUUGUAUGUAAAUUCCCUCUUAACCACACUGUAGGGUUAUACCUGAUAAAUGUAAACUAACCAGGAUUUCAAACCAGGCAUUUGAAAAAACUGCAUUUGAGAGAGAAGAAGCAUAAUAAGCUUCUGAAAAAUAAACUGGCAUUAAAAGUUAAAUUUCAGUUUUUUUAGCUUCAAAUCAGCAUAGUAGUAAUAUAGUUUUAAUCAAAUCAUGUGGCUGCUGUAAUACAUAAUUUUGACUGAGAAUGUUUCCUUGUGUUUAAAGUACACAAUCAUAUAUAAUAAGAAAUUUGAUCUGCUGGUUACUGUAAUUCUUAAAUCUACUUGGUUGUGCCUCAUUCAUGAUGGGGAGGAUAUACUUCAGGCUUUUUUAAAAAACAACAACUAUGCUAUGUCAUUUGGGUCUGUUUGAUUCCAGAGACUACGUUGAUGAUGUGUCAGUACUUAUGUGAAGCUGUUUGAUAAAAGUAUGAAAUUUGAAUGGUAGUCUUUGUUGAUGUUCCUUUGCAUAAUAGCAUUUUCCAAAUUGUCUUGGAGUAACUAUAUAUUGGUAUGACUAGUGCUAUAAUCUAUGAUGCUUUGAUUUUUGUAGUGUGGACCUUUUGGUGAGAGAAGAUUCUUUAAAAUAGUGUUUGCUGUGUUUCAGUGAUAGAAAGAAAUCACUAGGUGGCGAUAUAGUCCACAUUUAAUCACAUUCGAAGUACUGAAUUGAAGUGUAGAAUGUUCUAGUUUUUAUUUUUAAUUUCUUACAAUGUAAACAGUAACCAUGUGGAACUUGAUUUUCCCCUAGUUGAGGCCCUAAAUUAUGAAUAAGCCUUUUUUCUAGGGCUGGAGUUAAACAAAAAUCCAGUGCCAAGAAUGUAAUACAAUCAGAAACCUGAAGUGAGUGUUCCGGUUUUCGAACAUUCUUUUGGAAGCCGAAUAUCUGACAAGGCUUCUGCGGCUUCUGAUUGGCUGAAGGAGCUUGCUGCAGCCAGUAAGAAGCCACACUUUGGUUUUCGGAUUCUGUUCGACUUCUGAGGUACAACUAUAAUGUUUAGGUUGGGUCAAAAGCUACCAUUUUGUCCAAAGAAGGGGUUGCUUGCUCACAAAAAGGCAUACGGUGGCAUUCUUGAACAACUGCAAGCAUGACGGUUGCUGUAGAGCCUACCUGUUGUAGAUAAACAAACUCUUUGCUAGUACUUCCAUAAGCAUUUUUGGCAAAGCAGUGCCAUAUAUUUUCUCCAGUCCAAAUUAAGCAAAAAGAGAAAAAAAGGGGGGGGGGGAAGAAAAAUAUUUGCAUCAACAGACAUGGAGUAGGUAGCAACCAAGAAUCGCCACUACAACCACACACACAAAAGGGAGCAAGGGUCAAACCUUUUAACAGGAUUUAUGUAAAUUUGCUCAUGGAUUAAUAAAAUGGGGGUAAUAUUUUUCUUUGAAUGUAUUUUAGUGUUUUUAUAUUGUGAACUGCCCUGUGAUCUUCAGAUGACAAGGAUGUAUAACUUGCUGUUGGAAUGGAAUACACAAGAUGAAAUGGUUAAAUCGGCUAUGAUAAGGUGGGCACAGGAUAUUGGGUAUAAUAUUAUGUUUGAGGACUGGGAAAGGCUGUGGAGUAAUGGAUUGAAAUUUACUGCAUGUAAUGCUUUGAAAGAAAAUGUAAUGAAAAUGAUUUAUAGAUGGUAUAUGACCCCAGUCAAACUCGCAAAAAUUUACCACCUGUCUGAUAACAAGUGCUGGAAAUGCAAAGAGUGUGAAGGAACGUUCUUCCACCUCUGGUGGACAUGCCCUAAAGUGAAGGCGUUCUGGGAAAUGAUUUAUAAUGAAUUGAAAAAGGUAUUUAAAUAUACCUUCACUAAGAAACCAGAGGCCUUCCUUUUGGGUAUUGUCAGCCAAGGGUGGCAAAGAAGGACCAGACAUUUUUAUGUAUGCAACAACAGCAGCAAGGAUACUACUCGCAAAACAUUGGAAAACCCAAGAUCUACCCACACUGGAAGAAUGGCAGAUGCAACUGAUAGACUAUAUGCAACUGGCUGAAAUGACUGGCAGAAUCCGUGACCUGGGAGAAGAGAGAAUCGAGGAGGAUUGGAAGAAAUUUAAGAACUACCUACAAAAACAUUGUGAUUUGAUUGAAUGCUGAAUAAGAUGCUGGACUAAAUAACUGAGCACCACUUAACUUAGAAAUUUUUAAGGAAACAAGAAAAGUUGUGAAAGUUUAACUCUUUAUGAGAACUUUAAGAUUAUGAAAUAUCGAAGAGAUAUAAGAAUUUAAAUAAGAUGAUAAAUUGCUGACAAAAUGUUAUAAUGAUGAAGGUGGGAGCGGGAGAUGUGAGGAAGUCCAAAGAAAAUGUGAAAUUAUGUUAAGACGAAUGCUAUAUUGUUUAUUACAUUUAUUCCUAUUGUAAAACCCAAUAAAUUGCUUUAAAAAAAAAAACAAGAAUCGCCACUACAACCACACACACAAAAGGGAGCAAGGGUCAAACCUUUUAACAGGAUUUAUGUAAAUUUGCUCAUGGAUUAAUAAAAUGGGGGUAAUAUUUUUCUUUGAAUGUAUUUUAGUGUUUUUAUAUUGUGAACUGCCCUGUGAUCUUCAGAUGACAGGUGGUAUAGAAAUUUAAUAAAUCAUCAUUAUAUCAUCUGAUUGUAAAUUAUUGAUGCUGUCUAAUUUGCAUGAUUAAGAAUAGAGCUAAAAACUCACUGUUAAUUGAGGCAAAGCAUAGAACAUCCAUGAGAGUGUGUUGGAGAUAGAGCCUGAUGUGGAGUCAGUUCCUUAAUGCAUUGUUUGAGUGAACUGCCGAGUGGUGAGUGAGUACCGUAUUUUUCGCCCUAUAGGAUGCACUUUUCCCCCUCCAAAAAUGAAGGGGAAAUGUGGGUGCGUCCUAUGGGGCGAAUACAGGCUUUCGCUGAAGCCUGGAGAGCGAGAGGCUCUUGCUCUCCAGGCUUCAGGAAGCUCUGCGCAACCCUCCGGAGGCCGGCGCGGCUUGGUCAGUUCCUUAAUGCAUUGUUUGAGUGAACUGCCGAGUGGUGAGUACCGUAUUUUUCGCCCUAUAGGACGCACUUUCCCUCCAAAAUGAAGGGAAAUGUGGUGCGUCCAUGGGCGAUACAGGCUUUCGCUGAAGCCUGGAGAGCGAGAGCCUCUCGCUCUCCAGGCUUCAGGAAGCUCUGCGCGACCCUCCAGAGCCUGGCGCCAAGCCGUGCCGGCCUCCAGAGGGUUGCGCAGAGCUGCCUGCAUUUCGAAGCCUCUUCAGCGCGCCCGGGCUUCGCACAGCUGUCCGCAAGCCUGGGGAGACCGGCGCGGCUCCCUAGGCUUGCGGAUAGCAGGCUGUUCUGGGGGCUGGGGUCGAGGGAAGCUCGGGCUUCCCCCGCGCCAGCCCCAUGCCUGGGGGGGAAAUAAUUUUUUUUCUUUAUUUCCCCCCCCCCAAAAAACUAGGUGUGUCCUAUGGGGCGAAAAAUACGUUAAUUAGGAAGUUGUGUAGGCUGAACCUGCCAUUUUACUAAGCUCUGCUGGAAUAGGUCCUUGUAAGUGAGAUGGUAGGAGACAGAAAGCAUGAAAUGGCAGCUGAACAGCAGUAGUAACCCAGCCAUGUGCACCCUGCAGGAAGCCACACUAGUGUGCGGUCCCUUUGCUUCAAGGGAAAUGGCUCCCUGUUUACCUUUUGGGGAGCUUUAAAGGCAAAGUGUCAGGAAUGAAUCAGCUUCUUAGCAGGGUGCUGGCUUUAAAAGGGAUCCUAUUUCACUAACUUUAAUGCCCCAAGUCAGUGGAGACAUUUUAAUUCUCUCUGCUAGAGAAAAGACGGUCCACUGAUUAGCAGGAUACUAAUAACUAAAGACAAGCUGAUUUUGCUUAAUGAGAAUAAGCACUAAUUUCUCGUUACUGGAACUAAAGUGUCUGCCUUCUUUGCAGGCAAUGGAACAUGCAAAUGGAAUGGAGCUGGAUGGCAGGAGAAUCCGGGUGGAUUAUUCUAUCACAAAGAGAGCACACACGCCCACCCCUGGAAUCUACAUGGGCAGGCCAACCCAGUAAGGAGUUUUCCUGGCUUAAUCAGAAGAACUGCAUUUUAGAGUCUGUGAUUCAUAAGAAACUAUGUUGUCAAUAAAUGCAAUAGUUCUGUCUCUUCAUAGGCUAAUCAUGGUCUUACUCGAGAAAUUCCUUUUGAAAAUCCAUUCAUUUCAUGUUCUUUAAACUUACUUAUUUUCAUUAUUUCUAUGCCACCUCAUAACUCACUAUUGCUGAGUAGCACGCAUUACAGUGCAUGAACAAUAAUUGCAAAUACAAUUAAAGACAGACAGUUCUGGAAAACUUAAAAUGUGAACUCUGCCCGUUGAAUGGUCUAGAGAGCUAUCUAAUCCUGUAUCUUAAGCCAGUGUGGACCCGAGUUAUCCCUUGAAUGGGAAACCCUGCGAGCUGCAAGUUUAAAUGUUAAAAAAAUUUUUUUUUCUUGAAAUAAGAGAAAUCCUAAUGUUUUGCAUAAUGCAUCUUGUCUUCCUCCCAAAAAAGUAGUGGAGGUGGUGGCGGAGGAGGAGGAGGUGGAGGAGCUGGCCGUCGCCGUGAUUCCUAUUACGACAGAGGAUAUGACCGAGGCUAUGACAGAUACGAAGAAUAUGAUUACCGUUACAGGUAUGCAUUCUGAUUUAAAUGAAAAGGCUCAGAGGAAAUCUUUGUCACAAGCAUGAACAUUGCAUAGGCAUAGGCAGACACAUGGGCAGGAGCUGGUUACAGAGUGAGGCUGUAGUAUGCAAAGUUGGAGAAGAAGGUAAAAGAAGAAAGGGAUCGUGUGGCCCACUGAGUGUGAGGGGAGAGUGAAUGGGAAAGAUGGGCUCUAAAGCAGGCAUAGGCAAACUCCGGCCCUCCAGGUGUUUUUGGCCUACAACUCCCAUCACCUGUAGCUAACAGGGCCAGUAGUCAGGGAUGAUGGGAAUUGUAGUCUCAAAACAUCUGGAGGACCGGAGUUUGCCUAUGCCAGGUCUAAAGGGACAAGCAGACUGAGCAAAAAGAAAAGGAGAAGCCUUGGGUUGCUGUAGAGCCUUCUGGUUCCUGUGCUUCUUUGUCUUCUGGACACACAUACCAGUCCCCCCUUUAUUCCUGUUUGGUUUGCUGGCAAACUAGAUGAAAGGUUUAUAUUUCAAAAGGGAACUAGGGAAAGGGAUAAGAGUGGGUAGCUGUUUUAGGAAGAGGAAAUAAUGUGAAAGGAACACAGAAAACGGAUGAAACAUGGGUGGUUGGGAUAAGAAUAUUAAAAGCUGCCUUCACUUACCCUCCCUGCUGCAAGAAGAUUGCUACGGCAUAGGAUUGAGCUGUUUCUAAAGAAGGGUUAAAUGUCAAUAGAAAAUGUCUGUAAUUGCCAGGCAAUUUUGCUAAUCUCUGGGUUCAUCCUUCCUCAUUUAAUUGCUGGCUCCAUCCUUCCACUACCAUUUUGUGACUGGUGGGCCCCACUAAUUUUAGCCCUCAAGUAGCCCCUAGGGAUAGAAAUUUUGAGAUAAGUUUAUAGUCUUCAAAAAUUCUGUUAGUUCAUAUAGUGAUCUAUAGUUUGUAUAGUGAUUUAUGGUUUGUUGCAAAUCAGAUUAUUGCUUCCAUAUAACUGCUUUCCAAUUUAUUAAAGCACGUUUAGCCUGUUUUACAAACUCUGCAGUAGUCUCAAAGCAUAUAACAAUAAAUAUUUUGAAACGAAAUAAUUAAAGCCAAAUCAGCCAAGUAAAAUAGCUUAAACAUCUUAGAACCGAGAAAACAAAAAACCCCAGUACCUGAUAAAACAGGGAAUUAAAACUAUUCCAUAUAAAAGCUAACCUAUGGUCAACAGUUUACAGUAGCAUGUUGUAAUCAUAUAUGUGUUUUUUUCACACCAGUCUAGUUACAUCUCUCUGAAAAUCAAACUUAUCCAGCAUCUCUUCUAACCAGGGAGCUUGGAUAGCAAGUUGUGUUUAUGUAGUAUUACAACUUAGUGUGCCAUAUGACGUUGGUGUUGAAAUGACUGGGUUGAGGAGGACUAGAUUAUCUUUGUAGUCCCUUUCAACUCCAGGUUUCUUUGGCACAAGAACCACUAUUUGUUGCAGCUGCAGGAGCACGUUUGAAGGUGAAAAUAACAUGCCCAUAUGAGUAUGGUACCCAGAAAUUAGUCUGCCUUGCAUUUGGUCAGGUAUAACAGUAGAUACUUAUGAGAGCUUAAAGAUACAGACUUAUGUGAAAAAGAGGUGUGUGUGUUUUCUUAAUCUGUUAAUGUCUUAUGGUUUGUAAAAACAAUGUUUCCAUAUUAAUCAGCACCUUAAAUCACUGUGGAAUACUAUUUAAAAAUAGGUGUCUUUAAAUUUGUCCAAUAUGCUGUGGGGGAGAAAGAAACCAUGCAAAUGAAGCUUGGUUCUUCCAUUUGGUAAAAACAUAUAUGCUGUACAAAUCAUUUGACAAUAUUUUUUAAACUCUUGAAUAGUACAAUAGCCACGUGUACUAGAGCCACUGCUAAGAAAUGUAUUUGUAUACUUUCUUCAAAGGAGGCGAUCACCUUCACCUUACUAUAGUCGUUACAGAUCACGGUCAAGAUCGCGUUCCUACAGCCCAAGUAAGUAUAACAGCAGUCUCACCAGAGUGGUUACAGCAGAAGAAACAUCAAAUCAAAGCACUGCCAGGCUUCUCGCCACGCCCCCAUCCUUCCAAUUUGCCUUAUGGAUAUUCUCUAGUGAUUAGACAGUAGCAAGGAUACCAUCUUCAGAGCUCCUUUUCCAUCUGUGGCUCUCCCUCUCUGCUUGCAGACAGGGAUCCACAAAAUCCUAUAGUGUGUGCAACACCUUCACAGGGACCAUAGGAUUGCAACCCUAAGUAAACCAUUUGUAUCUAGUAGAAGUUGUUUUUAGCAAAAUGAAGUGUGACCAAAGGGGAAUUCACUGAUACUGGGUGGAAGGAGAAACAAAUGAAUAUGGAAUUAUGAGCUGAUGGUUACAGUGUUCUCUCUUCUUUCUUUCAGGGCGCUAUUGAAGAAGAGAAGCUAGUCACAGUUGCAAAUACAAUUUUUAAACAGCAAGUUCCGAACUUCGCUUUCCCUAUAGAUCCCCUGCAGUUAUCUGAAACCCUAUUAAAAGGUCCUUGGUUCAUUUAGACUAUAUGUAUUUUCAGUUGAAAUACCAGUUUUCCAUCUCUUCUUAUUGUAAUACUCCAGGUGUAAUUGUUGUAGCUUUAUGUACUUAAAUAUCUUUAAGCGAAAACUAAAUAGGAAACCCAAAGUGGUAAUACGUUUUGUGAAUUUUUUUUUAAAGCAAGUGGAUUUUUGUUGAACGUAAUGGGGAAGGAAAACAGAAGUGUGUUAAAGCCCUGCAUGUUGUGUUUCAGUAGAAAUCUACUAUUUUAAUGAACUGUUCAUCUUUCUGCCUAUUACUUUUGAGGAAGAAAGUGUUGUUCUGUAUCUUCAGUUAUAGCCCAAGUCAGUGCAUGCUCUUAAACCAGAGCAUUUUCACUCAUUUUCUCAAUGCAGUGAUUUAAUAAUAAUAAAAAACAUUGGAGGGAAGUCUUUGAAAAAAACAAAAUUCUCGUAUACUACAAAUUUCACCUUGGCAUGUGUUUAAUAUAAUCACAGUGCUAAUAUGGAUGACAUUUGAAAUUUGGUUAAUAUUAAAUUGACUGGAAAACGUUCUUAUGUUUGCCCCAUAAUCAGGACAGGCCUAAUUUACUGGGCGUAGAAAAUAUUUGAUCUGUUCUUAGCAGUUCUAUAUGGAAAUAAAAUUAUGGUUAAGCAGGUUCUGUUUGGUACUAUGGAUUUCAAAACUAUUAUUUUGCUUCUCAAAAUAAAUUUAAAUUCUACCAGUGCAGUGUUUCAGCAUUUAAUACAAUUGGUUAGAUAUGUUAAGUUUCUUGCAAGGAAUUAACAAGUAGUAUUUCCUGAAAUCUUGGUAUUGGAUCCAACCUAGGUUAGCUGCUCUUUAAGUCCCAUCAAUUUCAGCUAAAUUAGACUGGAACCAACCCUUAGAUUUAGAGUUGGGGUAGCGGUGUGCACAAUAAAACAUAUGAGUCUGCUUCUGGAGAGAGAUCCAACAGCAUCUUUCCUAAAACUAUGGACAAUCUGGAGACACUGAAAUUUAGCACAUGGAAAAAGAAUUGAGGAAUUAAGCUCUGGUGUAUCACUCCCUGUAUUAGUAAAGUGAGUGUGCAGAUAUAUCGAACAGCAAAAUGGAUGGAGAGAUAGGGCAAGAUAGGAACCCAAUAAAUGGGAGAGAGCCUAUGGGCAUGCAAAAAAUAAUUAUUAUUAGUUCGUUAGAAGAGAGCUUCUCCCCAGAAUCAACAGGAGCUGUGUAUGUGCAUAGCUCUCAUUCUGCAUGCAAAUAUGGGUAUCAGAAAACAGCAUGGAGGGGUUGAGCCCUCAGCUGGCCAAAGACAGGUCCCACACUGAAGAGAAGCAGGAAUCACUGGGGCAAAGGGAGAACUGGCAUCUUGGUGUGUGUUACAUCCUUGGUGGGAGCAAUUGCCAUUGCCCCAUACACUGCAAGAUGCAAAAAAAGUCGUGAUGCCCACAUCACCUCCUGCCUCACUUUUUGGUUUGUCUUGCAAGAGUACCAAAAUUCCAGGAAAACUCAGUAUUUAAAAACAGGCAAACAUUUUCUUUUCCCUAGUUGUCCUUUCUGGGAGCAAACACCACUUUCUGGUACAACUAAUGGUCAACCAUACUACAAUACUGUGUGUAGCUUCUGGGUUGAGUAAACUUUUCAAAUCUUGGUGUAAGGAAUGAACUGGAAGGCACCCACCACAAAACUUUAAAUAAAAAAAAAGCAUUAGAAUGCAUGAUAUUUACUUGGAAAACAAAGAGGGGCAAGUAUGUACAACCCAAACUUUCUAUCAUUAAGCAUCGUUAGGCUUCAGCAUAAGUGCUUAUACAAUACAUACUUGCAUAACUUAAACUAAUACACAUAUAUGUGGCCAAGGAAGAAAAAAGUACUUCUUUCUUGACAGAAGUUUUGACUUCAUCUUUUUGAGUCUCAUCCUGUGAUGUGGAGAUUUCCUUUCAUUUGUACACACAAAUUGCCUCCCUUUUUCCUCAUUUACUAUCUCAAAGGUGUACUGGUCUGUGCGGAUAAUGUUUGAUGUGCAGAAUGGUUUGGUAUAUAAUUUCAAAGCAUUCAAUAUGUAAGACAAAUGUUCCAUAUCCUGCCUCAUCUGAAAUUUACAGGCACUUGGAAUGAUUGAGAAUCCUCACCAUUUUUAGGCAUUUGGUUUGAACUCACAAGGGGCAAGCAGUCUGUCAAGCCCUACCCCCGCCCCCAGUUACACUGCAUUGGCUGCAGAGUGUGCCUGGCUAAUGUAUGAGUGUCAUUAAUCUGAAAGGGGCUGCUUUACUCGCAUAUUGAGGAUGGGAGACCCGAUUGAUGAGUUCCUAUCCCUAUACACACGGAAACUGCUUAACACCAAUUGCACAUUAGCUGGGGCUCACCCAGUUCGCUACCGCUUGUUCUUUUGCAUGUUAAAUGUGAAUUCCUGAAGAGGAGUCAUACUGCAGACUUAUGAAUUCUGGAAGAGUAGUGCUGUUAAGUCUGUUGCAACAGGUAAUCUCAUGCCACUAUAAAUUUAAGAUGCUAAGCAACUUUGUUUCCCAAAAGCGAUAAUGUUAGGAUUCCUAUUUCCUAAAGUUUCUUUUUCAUCCAAGUGCUCUCCUUUUGUGUGGUACUUAAAAAGCAUGCAUUGAGUUUAUUUGUUCACAUCACUAAUCAAUUUACAUGCCCUUGUCCUCUGAUAUUUCUCCACUUUUAUUUUAGAUAGAUAGGAAGGAUUUUUAAAUCCUGCCGCUUUUGAACCUAAAAUGCAUUACUAAUGGUUUCACAUUCAUAUGAUGUCAUCUAAAUAUUAUUUCAGGUGUAAUUUGCAUGGGAGUUGAAUGUAUCUGUGUAGGUGUCCUGACACCAGAACUACUUGGUAUCCAUGUGGAUGCAUGCAUGUGUCACAGGAAGAGAUUCAUUACUACAAAAUACUGUACAUUUUAUAGUAGUCUGUGGUGGAGCUCAUUGUGAAUCAGUUUUACAUCUAUGUUAACGGAAGUUAAAACUAACUCUUACUGGGGGGAAAUUAAGGGUGGAUCUAGACACAGGUUAAAAACGCUAUAAGCAAGUCAGAAACUAAAUUGUUACAACAAAAGGGGGGGGAACCUAUACAACAAUCCAUAUAAAUUCCUUUUUGCUCUCUGGCGUUAUCUGGUGUUGGAUGUUUAUAACACAUUCAAAAAGUAUUAUUGUGACGAAUGCAGCUGAGUCCUAAGCCAUGUAUGGCGGGGAAGACAGUUGAUGAGAUUUUUCUCUAAGCUAUAUCCCUGUUCAGAUGUUUAUAAACUUGUGUUCUCAAUUAUGCAAGUGGGGUACAGCAGGUAUACACAUACUAAGCCCACUACAUCACAUCACAUCACAUCACCAUGACAUCACCAUGACAGGCCCAUCUACAUUGUAGGGCAGGCUUCCUCAACCUCGGCUCUCCAGAUGUUUUGAGGCUACAAUUCCCAUCAUCCCUGACCACUGGUCCUGCUAGCUAGCGAUCAUGGGAGUUGUAGGCCAAAAACAUCUGGAGGGCUGAGGUUGAGGAAGCCUGUUGUAGGGUGAAAGUUUGUAGUGGGAGCUGGUCAUCCUCAGGCAGCUCCUGUGAUUUAGAACCUAGAUACUAAAUCAAGUGGGGAAUCUGCACGAUUGCAUAAAUUCAGCCUCAACAUGUGGAGUUCUAUGGGACUGUCAGGAAUGGGAUGGAGGAAUAGAAUUAGCACAUCCCCACUCACCUAGUGGAGAACAAGCAAGUUUAAAUACCUGAACAGGGCUUCUGUUGUGUGGUGUUUCCUGUGACUAUGGAGACAGUAGUCAUGGUUGCUCAGCAAUUUGCUUCUGAUCACUUCCCUGUAAGGUGGUAGUUUAUUUCUCAAAAGACAGGUUUGAACUGGCUAGUGUUCUCCCCAAGGUGAGCAGAAUUGUAUCUAAAAACAACACUCCCUUUCUAGUUUUCAUUAUUUUGUCAUCUUUAACUCAUAAUUUUUUGCCAUCUUGCUCUCUGCUUGGACAGCUUUGGGGUAAAAUGUUUUGAUCAAAGUGUUUAUCACUCUCUGACUCUUGUACUGAAACAUUCUAUACUUGGUAUCGUCAAAUUGUUCUUGUUUUGUUUUUUAGAUCCUUAGUCUUCAGGUUUAAAAGAACAAUCUGUCAUAAAGAUCAUUGGGAGAGAUCAAUUUUCUUAAAUUCUUGUCUCAGUAUGUUGAACAGCAGGAACAGCUCCCUUUGGCUAGAACGUUAUAGAUCCUAGCGCUUUUAAAAAAAUACUCCUUUCUUAAUUUGAUUCUCUGAAGGUUGUUUGAUACCAGGUCACAGUGGUAUGCAGGAAACUCAUACUUAUUUUGAGGCCAAUCCAUAGGAAACUAAAUGUAACACUGAAGCAGAUUAUUACCCCUGUUGCCUUACAAACCAACCAACUAACCCGCCCCCCCCAGCCGUUGCACAGAAAAACUUCCAAAAUAGAAAAAUUAGCUUCAGUUUGCUGAAAGAAACAACUAUGCUUCCUUCCCGUUUUUGGUGAUAGGUGGCAGUCUGGAGUGGAGAGAAAAUAACUGUGGCCACUCCUUUGUUUUCUUGCUCCCUCUGCUUGACUACAAGAAGUUUAGAGAAGCUAAUGUACCACUUUCUGGCUGUACUGCAGGUUUUAGCACCUGCUGCAGAGUGCUGAAAAUGUAUUACUUCCUGACUACUUAGUUUAAAAUAGCAUGCAUUCAGAAAAGGAUGAAGGCUUUGUAGUGCCUGUACCCUACACCACCUGGCUGAUGAUCAGCGUUCACCGGUCUCCACAGUACUCCCUGUUGUUACCCUGGUGCCGUUUUAUCCUUCACAAAAUGUAUUCGUGGAUUAGAGACGACCAUUAGAGUAAGCUGUUGAGUGAUGGUUUUCUGUUGCAUAUUUGCAGUCCAUAUAUCAUUGUAGUGUAAGCCUUGGAAGUGGAGCCUGUUACAUUAGGUAACUAUUUUUACACCAGCGGCUCUGUUUCAGAAAAUGUGUAACUGCAAUUUAGCCUGGGAUGAAAGGUGAGGCAGCAUCUCACAGAGGGGGUCUUGUCUCUUAAGCCUUUUAAUAUGUAAAAAGCUUAACUUGAAGGGUCCUUCGAACUACAUUUAAAAUAAAAUAAAAAAGAAAAUGAAAAAGGUAUAGCUCAAUUUACUUGAAUGUUCACCUCUGCUCAUAAAGACACACCUUUUUAACCUGGCUUUUGACACUUGAGAUGUAUGUUUUUAGAUGUAACGAGAUGUAAGCUGUUUAAAACUUUUUUACGCUGUGUUUAAAUUGUUAUAACCCACAUUGGGAACUUAGGAUGAAGGGUGGGUGAUUGAGAAUAAUGUGCCUAUUGUUUGUCACACACACAAUUUAUUUGUUUGUGCAUGUUUGUGUAAUGCUUGGAAGAACCCGCUGGGAAGAAAAGUAAUGUUACGGGCAACAAGAGGUUGCUACGUGAGGAAGACUCACUAAAUAAGCUCAGAAACAGCCUGUCCUGAUGUGCAUUUCUUUGUAUCUAUUAUAGAAGCAUAGAGUUCAUCUGAGGAUCAUCUAUGUCCCGUAUAGGGAUCGAACUUGCAGCCUUAGCAUUAUCGGCACCACGCUCUAACCAACUGAACUAUCCACUUGGAUUAGGAAAUAAUAAAAGGGUUAGGUUACAUGAUUUGUUGAACAUGUCUGCUGUUACCACUUUCAUAUCCC
Podarcis lilfordi (Lilford's wall lizard) is the source of this 26044-nucleotide messenger RNA. Lineage: Eukaryota; Metazoa; Chordata; Lepidosauria; Squamata; Lacertidae. The record is from the annotation of a GenBank genome assembly.